Molecule: messenger RNA, 6458 nt
Organism: Neodiprion virginianus
Lineage: Eukaryota; Metazoa; Arthropoda; Insecta; Hymenoptera; Diprionidae
Product: ras GTPase-activating-like protein IQGAP1
Exons: 26
Coding region: 97-4986 (1629 amino acids)
Biological process (GO): regulation of GTPase activity; regulation of actin cytoskeleton organization
Cellular component (GO): cytoplasm
Molecular function (GO): GTPase activator activity; calmodulin binding; actin filament binding
Source: RefSeq, a predicted model, not a curated record
UAAUAUAACGUACUGUCCGGCUGUAAACACGAGCAACACUGUUAUCGAUACUGAAUUAAAACAAAACGCCUGGAUCAACGAGAGAAAGUCCACAACAUGAGGGAAAUUGCGCCGAUGACAAUUAUCCCUCAAAAUGCAACCGAUGAGGCAAGGAAAUCGGCUGAGGAAAUGGACGAACAACGCCACAAAACUGUUGCUUACGAAUACCUCUGUCAUUUAGAAGAGGCAAAAAAGUGGCUGGAAGCAUGUCUAAGGGAGAAACUACCUGCGACUCUUGACCUUGAGGAAAAUUUGAGGAAUGGAGUUUACUUGGCAAAGUUGUGCCAUUUUAUCGCACCCGAUGUUUUGCCUUAUAAUAAAAUAUACGAUCCUGAACAGAAACGAUAUGCCGUUGCUGGACUUCAGUUUCGCCACACAGACAAUAUCAAUCAUUUUAUAAAAUGCUUAAAGAGCAUGCAGCUGCCAUUGACUUUUCAACCAGAAACUACAGAUAUAUAUGACAAAAAGAAUAUGCCAAGAGUUAUCUACUGCAUCCAUGCACUCAGUACACAUUUAUUCAAAAUGGGAAUGGCGCCGCAGAUUCAAGACUUGUAUGGAAAAGUGAAUUUCACAGAUGAAGAGAUAAACGUUAUGAGCAAAGAAUUAAAAAAAUUUGGACUGCCGAUGCCAGCAUUCCAAAAAAUCGGUGGAUUAUUAACUAACGAAAUGCCAGGAAAUACAGCCGCUCUGCACGCGGCUGUAAUUGCCAUAAAUCAAGCCCUUGAUGCAGAGGUGGAAAACGCGAUGUUAGGAACCCUCCAAAACUCUGCCGCGAGAUUGAAAAAUAUUGAUUCUCGUAAUGUUCAGCGAUACCGCGAGAGUUUAUCCAAAGCUAAGGAAUUGAAGACACAAGCUGCACAGAAUAGGUCUCUGAAUGAUAGCUAUGUUCCUGAUGCUUACGACGAACUGUUGACCCAGGCUGAAAUUCAAGGACACAUCAAUGCGGUAAAUGUUCAGUGCGCUCUAGAAGAUGUUGUGGCUUCUGUUCACCAAGGAAUCGGGGAACCUUUGAUUAGUGCUCUGAGUGUGCCUGCACUUCAAUUGAAAAACGUUAUAAACGCGAAUGCUGAAUUGUAUGGAAAGGAAUUGCUUCAGUUAAUAGAAACUCCGGAAUGGAAAAUCAAAGCUGAUGAGCACCAAGGCUGCAAAGAUUUAGUUCAACGGUCUGUGGACAUCGCUAACGGAAUAGCAGAUGUUUCCCAACGACGUACCGAGGCAGUUCAGUUACUGAAUCAAUCAUUGCAAAAUGGUGAUCAAAGAGACCUGCUAAACUCACUGAUGAAUCCAAAUUUGGGUUUAGCUUACUACAUCGAUGAAUUUGCCGCACCUUUAUAUUACGAGGAGAUGAAGAUCGACUGUAUCGAGUCUAAGAAAGAACUCACCUACAGUGAUAUUAUUGUUAGCAUAAAAGUUUUAUCUUCAAUUGCGGCUGUCAGCAAAGCAGUUGACACUGGGAAUCCUGAAUUGACAUAUCAAGCACUGACCCACCCUGAAACUCACAUUAUGCUACUCGACAUAGAGAAUAAGGUGAAAUAUCACAGAGCAUUAGCAGCAGCUCGUAUUGAGAAACAAGCAGUAUUUGUGAGCGAAAAUCCUCUUUUGACAUAUGUGGACAUUCAGGAAUGUGUAGAUAUUGUAAACCAGCAAUGCCAGGAAGACAAUGCAGUUAUCCUGAUAUUGAACGAGUUGAACGAUGCAGUUAUAAAUAAUAGUAGAGCUGGCAUCAUCAAUACACUUCAAAACCCACUUCUCAAAUUGAGACAGCCAAUACCUCCAGCUGAUUCUUCUUUGUAUUUGAAAUUGUUCAAAAAAGCUUUGGAUGAAAAUCAUCCUGAUGGGUCCGGAUUGUGGCUUGAGGAUGUUAAUAAUGUUGCUCAAAUCGUUUAUGACGAAGUGGAGGAAGUGCAAGCUGCUUGCACAUUUUUAUCUCAAGUAAACAUUGCUAUCGAUGAAAACGACGCUGAAUUGACUUAUGACUCUCUGCGAUCAACCGGCCUAAAUAUAAAUCCAAAGUAUAAGGAGGAAUAUCACAAAUUCUUGCAUAACAUGAAACAGCAUAAGUUACAAAACUUCUUUGGCCCAUACGUUCGUCAUGUAACAAAUAGAGGAAAUGUAGCGUAUAUGGAUAUGACCCAGGAGAAAUAUACCUGGGACAAACCAGAUGGUACUUUGGAAACAUAUUACAUCAGCAAAACUGAUAUCCAGGAUAUUAUACACAAAGUGGAGAUCGACAAUCGUAAAAAAAACUUAAGCAGGAUUAACGAGAAAGCAAUUGUUAAGCUGCAGUCGAUGAUACGAGGAUAUUUAUUGCGUAAAAAAAUAUCCGAUCGCUUUGCCAAAUUUCAUAAUAAUAUUGAUAAAAUUAUCAGUAUUCAGAGAUGGUGGCGGCGAAUUUUACAGCAAAAGUAUUCUGCUACUAUCUUGAUAAGGAAUGCCAAUGAAGAAAAUAAUCCCCAGCAAAAACAUGAAAAUAUUUACGAUCAAUGCAAAAAAGAGGAAGAGAAGGUGAUUAAAAUUCAGGCCUUAUGGCGUGGGAGAGCGGCAAGGAGAGCUUUGCACUCUCUUCUUCAUCUUGACAAACCGCCAUUUUCAAGUGUAAGAAAUUUCCUACCAAUUUUAGACUUUAAUGCCGAAGACUACGAUGAGGAUCUUCAAUUACAGCAAAUUAGAACUGAAGUAGUUCAAACAAUAAGACAUAAUCAGAACCUCUUACAACAGUUGAAUGACAUGGACAUUAAAAUCGGACUCCUCAUACAGAACAGAAUAACUCUGCAGGAUGUAGUGGUACAUGGAAAACACCUGGAAUCGCUUGCAAAAGAUAAGAAUACAAAUAGAACUAGAAAGAAUUCGUUCAACGAAGGAUCUUCACACAAAGGACUAAAGUCUCUGACCAAAGAGGGGCGUAAGAUGCUGGAAGGAUACCAGCACCUCUUUUAUGCCCUACAAACUAAUCCUACAUACUUAUCAAAACUUUUAUUCCUCUUGCCGCAGAGCAAGACCAACAAGUUUUUGCAAAAUGUUAUCCUUACACUAUUCAAUUUUGGCUCGAAUAUGAGGGAAGAGUACUUACUGCUAAAACUAUUUCGCAGCGCUCUUCAAGAAGAAAUUCGAUCUAAAUUUGAAAAACCUUCAGAAGUAGUGACUGGAGAUCCAUUGGUGUUAAAGAUGGUAGUCACUUACGCCCGUCAAUUGAGUGGGAAAAAUCCUUUGCGCCAAAUAGUGGGCCCAAUCAUACAGAAAAUACUCGCCGAUAAGAAGAUAAAUAUCGAAACGAACCCUGUUGAUAUAUAUAAGUGCUGGAGGAAUCAGUUAGAAAUGGAAACAGGGCAAACAUUAAAUCUUCCAUACACAGUGACUCAACAGGAGGCAUUGACCUAUGAACAAGUGCGACACAGACUCGACAAAGGCAUAACACUUUUGAAGAGUACAGUUAUGGAGUUUCUGACGACAAUUACAGAGUCUCGCAAGCUAAUUCCAUUCGGUAUGCUCUACAUGGCCAAAGUGCUCAAUGACACUUUGACUGAAAAGUUUCCAAAUGCUGCUGAAAAAGAUAUCCUGAAAGUUGUCGGAAACUUGGUUUACUAUCAUUUUAUCAACGCAGCUAUUGUCGCACCCGAUGCAUUUGACAUCAUUACUCUACCUGUAGAUAGAUCACUUUCUAACGAUCAAAGACGAAAUUUGGCUAGCAUAGCCAAGAUCCUACAAUUUGCUGCAUCUAAAAAAGGGUUUGGCGAAGAAGCCAUGCAUCUGGUGUGCCUUAAUCCAUUCAUAAUUGAGUGUCAUGAGAAGUUUAAAAAAUUCUUCCGUUAUUGCUGCCAAAUUGAUGAGCUGGAAGAGCAUUUCCGUAUACACGAGUUCACAGAAGCAACUCUAAUACAUAAACCUGACAUUUACAUAUCUCUCCAAGAAAUUUGCGACACUCACAGCCUCGUUGUUGAAUAUCAGUAUCAAAUUGCUCCCGACCCUCUAGAUCCUCUCCACGAGCUUUUAGAUGACCUGGGACAAACACCGACGGUGGCUUCAUUAAUGGGAAUAACCGAUCCUAUUUGCGAGUCUAAUAUGAUUCGUCUUGGAAAGACAGAGGUCUGCUUGAUAUUGACAAACAAGUUUGAGGUACCUGAUAGUAACGAUUCAAGUCUGAACAAACUUUUUAUUAAAACGAAAGAGCUGUUGGUGUCAGUGUUGCCGUUCUUGAAAGGGGACUCAUUAGCGGAUGCUUUGGCGAACAACGCAACACCAAUUGAAGAGAAGCGUUAUGACAAAAAAUCGUACUUACCGAGCUCGGUAAAAACUGUCCAUAAAAGUUCUUCCUUGAACGAUUGUAAAGCUCAGCUGCGUGCAUAUCUCAGCAAACUGGAACUUGGAGGGUGGGUGUCGAGGGCAGAUGGUUAUCAAAACAUAAUAACUGCAGUGGCAAAAGAUCUUUGCCAUAAAAGCAAGUACAGGAUUCUCAGAAGAACAGAACUACAAACACUCAGAGCGACAAAACAAAGUCUUGACCAGAAAACUAAGUACUAUGAAGAACAGGUACAAUUUUACAAUGAGUACAUACAUCGAUGCUUGGAGAACCUCAACACUGGUAAAGGGUCUUUGCACGCCUAUAAGACGAUUCAAAAGAACAAUCACGGUAAGUUAAAGUCCAAAAUGACGUUGAAAUAUUCGGCAGCUAAGCUUCAAGAGAAAGGGGUACUGCUAGAAGUGGAUGGACUUCCGCAUUCACAGUUCAAGAAUGUAAUAUUUGAGAUAAGUCCGACGGAACACAACGGAAUUUUUACUGUUCGGGGUAAAUUCAUGGGAGUUGAAAUGGAAAAGGUCGAUGUAGAUAUCCAGAAAUUGCUUCAGCUACAAUUCGAAGGUGCUCCUAUAAUGGAUAUGUUUGGAAAGGCAAAGAUCAAUGUCAAUUUGCUUCUAUUCCUCUUAAAUCGAAAAUUUUAUGGGAAAACCUAAAUACUGAAGAAUGAAUGACAAAUGAAAUUCCUCAAUAUGAAUAUCUAAUUAACAAAUCAAAUUUGACCUAGUUGUGAGGGCACACUGUGAAUAAGACUGAAUCUCUCCGAACAUAAAUCGUGUGAAUUAGUAGUUUCAAGAACAAGCAAGCUUUGCUCCAAUUAAUCGAUGAUUAAAUACUAUGUAUGAUUUUUUUUAUAUCACAAAAUAAUUAUAUGUCUAACCGUACUUAUGUUCAGUAAAAUUUUAUACUUUAAUAUUUAUGUUGUUGCGCCAGCUAAAAAGAUGUAUAUACACGUGAAACAUGUAAGAUAUAAUCCAAAUAAUCGUAUUUAAUUGUAAAUUUCACUUCUACACGCAGAAAUAUAUUUUAAUCUGAAUAUACGACCGGUUUGCUUCUACUAUUACAAUCAAAGGCUCAAAUUCUCCCGCUUUACUUCACUUGGGCAAUAAAAUGCUGAUAAAAUGAAUUUAAAGGUACAGGCAAGAGAAAGAUAUAGAUGCCGAGUUUACACAUGAAGUUUUCACGCAUUUAAUUCAGAUGACUUGAUUACUACAUGCCAUAAAAUUCUGUGCAUAAGUUGUAACCAUCUUAUCGUAAAGCGCGUCUGUUUUUAAAUAUCUAUUUAUUUUAUAAGAGUUCAUAAUUUGAUAUUACAUACGUACAAUAAUAUAAUAGAUAGCGCAAUAUUUUUUGGACAGUAUUAGACAUAGUAUGACAAGUUGGUAUCCUUACUAUCAUGAGACGGUGCUGCAAUUUGUUGAUCAGAAACUGUGUUUAUAAAGAAUGCUUUUUACAGCUCUACCGCAAAUGGCAAAAAACACUAUUUAUCAAGUAAGUAAAAUAAAAUAAGAGAGUGAAAAUAUUUUUUAAAGUGGACAGGCAGACUUACUGCGAAAUUAACUCUACUGAUCGACUGUACAUAUAUGUAUAUUUUGUAUUCACAAUUACCAUAUAAAUUGAAAGACUGUCUGUCCAAUUUCUAUGACACAUAAAUAAAAGGCAAUUCUUGACACAAUCGUACACGAAAUAAAUAACUUAACCGUUCUUUAGCGCUUUCUUAUUCUAAUUGUUAUUAACACUAUGUCAAAGAGCAUAACUGUAAUUACAAAUUGAAAUAUCAUACUUCGAUGCUGCACCGUCAAUGUAAGGUAAGGCAUAUUUUUUUUAGCUUUUCAAAGUCCCUGGGCACUUUGUGCUCCUUCGAUAGUGAUUAGCUAUUAUACUAAAAUACUAUGAUGUUUAAAUUGUGUAUAGUAUCAUUAUUGUUAUUAUUAUUAUUACUAUGAUUUAAAGGUCUCUGAGCCUAAUGUAAUGUAUAUUUCUAUACUGUAGGUACGUAUUUAAUCAUAAAAUUAUCUUAUAGUGUACUUAACGAGCGAACAGAAGCCUUGGUAACUUUAUGCGGUCAGAUUAAGUUAUUGUGUAGAUGGUACAGCUGCAUGUGUUUUAAAGGCCUGUGAAAAGUGGA